Molecule: messenger RNA, 5704 nt
Organism: Teleopsis dalmanni
Lineage: Eukaryota; Metazoa; Arthropoda; Insecta; Diptera; Diopsidae
Gene: 2mit
Exons: 2
Coding region: 552-5423 (1623 amino acids)
Molecular function (GO): protein binding
Source: RefSeq, a predicted model, not a curated record
UAUAAAUUAGUGGGAAAAAAACAAGCAAAAGAUGGAAACGCAAGCAACAUUCGGAGAAAAAAAAUACUGUUAGUUAACUUAAUUGAAAAUUUGGCGUUAACGGGAAUGCAUAUUCUUAAUGAGCGCAUUAAUGCGCCAAAAACUCAGAGCUAAGAGUUCUGCGGAAACGGGCAUGGCUUAGAGCAAGGCUGCCACGCAGUUGACAGUUGUCACUUAGCCCAGUAAAAUGCGAAGCAAACGUGACACAAAUUUUAAAGAAACAAUCACGGAAGCAAACCAAAAGAACAAAGCGAAAAAUUCACCUGAAACCCCCAACACAACGGGAAAGUAAAAAACAUUCCAAAGCGAAAUUAAAAGUGUCAGUAGCAAACUGUUAAACUGUAGAAAAGAUGAAAACAAAAUACGAAAAUAAGGAUACGCCAAGUAGAAAAGUAAAGAACCUUAAAGCAAACGAGAACUACGCGUCAUCACGUAACGCAUAAAUUUUCAGUUUAAAUUGCAAAGAGAAUAUUAAAAACAUAAAAAAUUGAAAAUUAUUUUCACUUACAAAAAUGUCAAACAGAAGCCAAAAUAAAAACAAAAUGGCAUUUGUCAAACUAAGACCAAUGGAUGUUGUGGUACUGGCGGCUGUCACCAUAUUGGCAGCUGCUGCUCUCAUACCCAAUGUUAAAGGUACCAAAACAGAUAAUCUCAUAGAAUCGACAGAAAAGAAUGGUAACUCUGGAAAAGCUGCAAGUUUUGAACCUUUUCUUGGGAGCACAACGGAUAUGAGAAGAAUGAAAUAUGAAACUAUACAUCGGAUUCUAAGAGAUGAAAAUGAACCAGCAUAUAGAAAUGAAGAGAAAGAGUUGAGAUAUUAUCAAAUGCUUUCAUACCACCCUACACAUGAGAUACUACGCAGAUCUAUAAAUGAGGAAACACAAAUUGAAACAGAAGAAGUACUAAAUUUAACUAGAAAGGAUCUAAACAAAUUUUUUGUUGAAACCUUUGAAACAUAUAAUUUAAGUGCGAUCACUGAAAUCGACUUAAGUUUUAAUAAAAUACAAGCACUGAAUCUUACUGAACUGAGAAACUUACAAAAAGCAGAUUUAUCUCAUAAUUUACUAACAUCUCUACCAUUGAAUGACAGUUCAUCAAUAGUGUCUCUCAAUCUCAAUAAUAAUCACAUAAAGUCCAGUAUUAACAAUACUAAUACCAAACUGCGUGAACUUUACCUAAGCUCUAAUGAUUUAGAAAGUUUAAGCGUACUGAACAUAUCUCUUUUCAGCGUUUUAGAGACACUUGAUCUUUCAUGCAAUAAAAUCAAAAAUUUAGAAAGUUCAUUUUUUCCACAACGUAUGCUUAAUCUCAAACAUCUAAAUUUGGCUCACAACCAAUUGGACUCCAUAUACAGAGAAACAUUUUAUAAUUUACUUAGCUUAAAUACUUUACUUCUGUCUUACAACAACAUAACUGAUAUCGAUUAUGAGACCUUUCUAGCUUUGCCAAAUUUGCAAUUCUUAGAUUUGUCUCACAAUAGGCUAAAAGGAGAAGCAAUACGCGCAUUGCAGGGUAUACCCGAUCUGGUCCGGCUAUCAAUUGCAUACAAUACAGACUUAGGACCAUCAAUGCAAGAAUUUGUAGCAUCAUGGAGUUUAAAGGAGUUGGACGCAAGCGGUACUGGAUUAUGUCAAAUACCUGCUGCAUUAGCCCAAUCUGUUCGCACACUCAAACUCAGCGAUAAUUGGCUUAAGAGUAUAAAUUGUGGCGACUUAGAUAGUUAUCCAUUACUUCAAUAUCUUGAUCUUUCCUACAGUAAAGUGGAAGAUAUUGAGGAUGAUGCACUUGGAAGACUUGAAAUUUUAGAAGUGUUAUUUUUGGAUCACAAUAAACUACGGAAAGUACCUUUAAGUUUACCAACUUCUCUUGAGCACCUCUUUUUACAUAACAAUGAAAUAAUGGAUAUACAAGCACAAGCAUUCCAGGGUCUUAAUUAUUUGCAAACUUUAGAUCUUUCAGGCAACAAAUUACUGUACAUACCUGCGCUAACAUUACCCAAACUAACAACAUUAAAUUUGCAAUCAGCUGGUAUUAAGACCAUUAAUCAAGCGAUUAUACACACUUUGCCACAUUUAAAAGAUUUACUGCUCGAAGAUAAUCCAAUUCGAUGUAGUGAUUUGCUGGGUAUAGCGGAGUGGGCCAGUCCAUGUCGUAUUACAGAACACACUGGUAGUACUACAAGUGAACUUACUGACUUUCAUUUAGAGCAACAAAUUGUGGGUACAAAUAUGGGUCAACAACAAAUACAUGACUCACAAAAACAACAACUACAGCAGCAGCACCAACAGCAGCAGCAACAACAACAACAACCCCAACAGAUUAUAAUACCAAAAAAUGUGAAUUUGAAGCAAAAGUUUUUGCAAACAUACAACUUUUUUGAAAAAUUUAAAAGCAUUUGCAACCAAAGAGCAUCGAAUCCAAAAAUUUCAGUAUUGGCAAUGGAAACUACACCUCCUCCUCCAUUGUGUGCCAUUAAAGCAUAUGUGAAAAAAGAAAGCAGGAAUGCAGACAACAGCAAAAUGGAACCAACUCAAAAAACGAAAGUCGUGACAUUUAAUUUGAUCCAAAAUACAACAGGAAACUUUAGUUCAGAAAUCACAAAGAAUAAAAAACUUUCGGAAAUUUAUCAAAACUUUUUUGAUUCAACAAAAUUAAAAAACUCCGACGAAUCAGCAGAAAUGAUGCUGCACAAUGUGAAUGCAAUUCGUAGUGCUGCUUCAAUGAACUUUUCUACUAACACAACAGACUCCGCAUUGAAAACAGCCACACCAGCAGCAUCUAAGACGAUUCUAAAUGAAAAGCAAAUUUUAAAUUUAUCACCUAUUUUAUCAACCAUUUCAUCGGUAGUAACAGAAGCGUACAAGAAGAGUUCAUACCACAUGGAAUCAGUAUCCAAGGAGCCAUAUAAUAAUGUUGUAACCGAGAAUAAUGCAGACACAAAACCGGACACAACUGCUUCGCCAAGCGUAGAUGUACCAUUACAUGCUCAGAAUUUACAGGAGCUGCAGCCAAUAACCUCAGAGCCUGUAUCAUUAAAUAACAAUGAAACCAUUCCAAAACCACAAACUAUGAAAACAACUACAAAUGUUACUCCAGUAAGCAGCUUCAAACCAAACAAUACUCCCUCUACGACAAUAAACGAAGCAAUUCAUAUGCCACAAACAGUUUCGAAUAUGUCGAUAAAAUCAAGCAACAAUUAUGUCGAGACAACUACUUUGUUAAGCCAAAAAGGUUCCAAGACACCAGCUGCCAAUACUGCAGCAACACAAUAUUUGAAAAUCCAAACAACAAAUAUAGAAAACAUGCCAAUUACAACAACUCCUGCAAUAACAGGAACUGCAACAACAGCAGCUCUGCCAACGACAAAUUUAGCAACAACUGCAAUAAUAAAACCAUCAACAGAUAAGAGUUUAGUUAGUAAGGACAGUAAUAAAAUUGUUGAAAAUACUGAGAAAAAUACCAGCAUUAAAGGAGCAAAUUCCGAAUCUAAUAUAAAAUUCGGUCAACAAAAUAUUAUUGAUGCGGUGACUGAACGAGCAAAUACAAUGCCAACGAUAACAACAACAGCGACAAGAUAUUUAACAACAAUUUUAAAGCAGACGAAACAUCAAAGAAAACCAUUGCCAACAAAAAUUUCAACAAAUUCCAUGCAAUCACUAUUAAUAUCAGCAGCGCAAGUAGCCACAGAACCAACAGAAAGACCAUUUAUUCCUACAACUUCUACAGCUUCCACUUUCAGAAAACCAAUUGCCACAACGCCAAUACAUAAACAUGAACCAUUACAACUUCACGUUAAGGAUAGGCACUUAAUUGGUACACCGCUCCUUAUGCACAAAGGCGAAAAUAUUUUAGUAGAUGGAGAACAGUUAUUGCUGCCAGUAAAAGCAACACCGCCUGCUUCCAAACCUAAAACGACAAUGUCUACCAUAAAAACAUUAAAUAAAGAAGAAACUAUAUAUUCACCACUUAACAUGGAAUAUCAUGGGCAGAAUGUAGAUACCGAGAGAAACGAAGGAAACGAAGCAGCCAUAUUGGCUAAAAGCCAAUACGCCGCAAAUGAGCUUAAAGAAACGAAAUGGUUACGGGACAUUACGGGAUUAACCGAAGCUGAUGAGGACGAACCACAAAUGAAGCUAAAUGAAAGGAUAGCACAGGCUACUUCUGGCCAUUAUGCCGAGUUAAAAGAAUUCAUGGAAAGUACCUCAGAAGAAACGAAGCCAAACUUGCAAGAGAAGAAAAUUGAAAACAGAAAGAAGCCAACAUUAAUUAUGAAAAAAAUGACGGUAAUAAAACAUGCAAAUCCCCAAAAGCAACAUCAUUAUGUGAACACUCCACGUGAAAAUGAAGCGCAUGUUCCACACUUUCACGACAAAAUAUUUGAAGAACUUAAACCGGCUACUGGACCAGUAGAUUUGAGUGUCAAUUCUAUCAAUUAUAAGCACAACACACUGAAUACACCUAUAAAAGGAUUAUUAUAUGAAGUAGAUAGCAUUUCCGAACAUCGCGAAUUGUACCCAAAAGAGGAAAUGCAAGCGCACACAGCACUCCCAAACUCCGAAAGCAUGCUAAAGUCUGAACAAUGGUUGGACAUACGCAAAGCAACCACAUCAGCACAUCCAGGCUUAGUUAUACUGCUUUCGUUUAUACUGUUUGUGGUACUAUUAGUGGGGCUAAUACAUGUUUAUCGUUGCGAUAUGCCGUGGCGCCGUAAUCUACACCAACAACGUCCACAUCAACGUCAUCUCAAUGAAGAUGAAUCAAACAGUUUUCUUAAUUACCAAACUAAUCAUCAAUCACUAAAUGUACAUAAAUGGCACCACAGCACUAGACUACAACCACCAUACAACUCUCCACUACAUAAUUUACACGUACGAGAGCUACAAAAAACAACACCUAUUGAUGAUAAAUCAAAUCUUUGCAAACAAUUCUACAAUUCCUCGCUUGGUGCAAGUUAUAACACCAACACUAAUAAUGACUACUCAUAUUCAAGCAGCAUUAGCAGUUCCCGCUCAUCAACCGCAUUGGAGGAUGACUCUUUCUAUAUUGAAAUGACCCCAGAUUCAGGACAACCUGCAGAUACAUUACACAGUGAUUUAUUACCCAUGGAACUGUUAGGUGUAUCGCAUAAGAAAAAUAAAACCGAUCAUGCUACAGAUAUUCUCACUGACAGUUCUGGGGGUCUAUCGGUAAACAGUUAUAAUGUACCAGCAGCAAUAAUAACAACUGAAAUCAGUACAACAAAUGCAAAGGCUUUAUCAUUGUCAACACAGUCACCAUCAUCUAUGACUAAUGGAAUCGGAUUGACUAAUAACGAAAAUACAAAGAAUGGACAUAAGGCAUCUACUAAACAACCGCCUCCUACACGAAAAUUUGAUUUAUGGUGACAAUCGGUGUUCCAGCGACAAUAUUCUCCAUUCCAAUAAAUUCGAUUUAGUGUGUAGAGAUGCAUGAAUGGAAACCAUAUUUAUAUUAUAUAUAGAUUUUAUUUCAGUGAAUCCGAUAAACAAAAACAAGCAGAGUACUUCAAGUGCUGAAGAGUAUUAACCAAAAUGUGUAUGUCACACUAUUGUAAGAUCAUUAUUAUAUAUAAAAUGAAGCGUUUAUAUGAAAGGAAUUAAAAUGAGAUAAAUAUGUUUACAAGAAUUAGUAAGAAUUAGGAGUACAA